Molecule: messenger RNA, 3473 nt
Organism: Fukomys damarensis (Damara mole-rat)
Lineage: Eukaryota; Metazoa; Chordata; Mammalia; Rodentia; Bathyergidae
Gene: Tspan18
Product: tetraspanin 18
Exons: 11
Coding region: 590-1336 (248 amino acids)
Cellular component (GO): membrane
Source: RefSeq, a predicted model, not a curated record
UAUAGGGUUGGAGCGGGUUGGCAGCCCGCGGGGAUAGAACGCGGCGGGGCUCAGUGGCUUCGCGCCUGCUCCGGGUCUGGUAGACCGAGGGUACUUGGCACCGCCAGGGGGCGCGCUUCCCGAUCGCUCGGCCACGAAGGCGUGAGCUGGGUCCUCGCCGGCGACAACCCGAAAUUCUGGACCUCAAACCACGGACCACCCCCACCACCGUCCUGAUAGACGCGGGGCCCGCCGUGACGGACACCCCCGCGUCACCCUCAGGGAACCCAAAAGAGGGACCCAGAGGAGCCUACUUGUUUCAUGAUCGCUGGAAAGUUCAGCUAUCAGGAGAGUUGAUCUGGAAGCUCUCAGCAGAAGAUCCCAAGGGGACCUCGUCCCCUGCGGUCGGUCAAGGAAAGACACCAGCUGGCAGAGGUGGGCACCCCCUGGACGGCCUCGUGCCUCAGGGCCCAGUGUGAGCCUCUUGAACACGAUUUCUAGAAGAGCGGCCACACCCUUGCUGGACUUCGGCACCACUGCCCAGAUGAUGGCCCAGGAGGCUGUGGUCCUGGGGUGAUGGGACAUAAAAUGGCUUAGCAGGUGGAGCAUCAUGGAGGGCGACUGUCUGAGCUGCAUGAAGUACCUGAUGUUUGUUUUCAACUUCUUCAUAUUUCUGGGAGGGACCUGCCUGCUGGGCAUCGGCGUCUGGGUCAUGGUGGACCCCACCGGCUUCCGGGAGAUCAUAGCUGCCAACCCCUUGCUCGUCACGGGCGUCUACAUCCUCCUGGCCAUGGGAGGCCUGCUCUUCCUGCUUGGCUUCCUGGGCUGCUGUGGGGCUGUCCGCGAGAACAAGUGUCUGCUGUUAUUUUUCUUCCUGUUCAUCCUGAUCAUCUUCCUGGCAGAGCUGUCAGCAGCCAUCCUGGCCUUCAUCUUCAGGGAAAACCUGACCCGCGAGUUCUUCACCAAGGAGCUCACCAAGCACUACCAGGGCAGUAAUGACACAGACGUCUUCUCCGCCACCUGGAACUCCGUCAUGAUCACAUUUGGCUGCUGUGGGGUGAACGGGCCCGAAGACUUUAAGUUGGCAUCGGUGUUUCGCCUGCUGACCCUGGACAGUGAGGAGGUGCCAGAAGCCUGCUGCCAGAGGGAGCCCCAGGCCCGGGACGGCGUGCUGCUCGGCCGGGAGGACUGCCUGCUGGGGCAGAGCCAGUUCAUCAACAGGCAGGGUUGCUACACGGUGAUCCUCAACACCUUCGAAACCUAUGUCUACCUGGCAGGAGCCCUGGCCAUUGGGGUGCUGGCCAUCGAGCUUUUUGUCAUGAUCUUCGCCAUGUGCCUCUUCAGGGGCAUCCAGUAGAGGGUGGGGCCUGGAGGCACCCCGCCCAGCACUGCCUGGAGCCCACGGCCCUCCCCUCCCCCACCCCACCCCCUCACCGGGGAGGAGAGGAGGCUCCAGCCGGUGGCCCGGAAAAGGGCAGGCGCCGAGCGAUUUUUUCAACAAAAUGAAGACAGAAACGUGGACAUGGCCCCACUUGGACUCCAGGGCAGGAGCCACGGGCUUAGGACAGGACCGCAGCUCUGACCCGUGAGGCCCUCUGCCCCGGGACCAAAGGAACACCAUGCCAGGGCCCCGCCCAGGCAGACUUGGGCCUCCCCUGCCUCCAAGGAAGCAAGGAUUCCGGCAGCAAGGAACCACUGCUCCCAAACCCUGAGGGAGACUUGGUGGCCCCAUCUUUAGGGGCUCAGGACUCAGCACCAUGCCUGGUCUCGGGGAGGAUGGCACAGCUGCCCCCACUUCCGGCUGGGUGGAGAGGCGGCUGUGUGGAGACACUGGAUCCAGAGCAGCUCCACUGGCAGAGUUCUUGCUUUCCCAUCUGCUGGGCCAAAGAGGCCCAGAGAGGGCCAGGGGCUGUUCACAUUCACACAGCUCGGCGGGCAACUUCGAACAGAGCCCCAGCCGGCUCCAGGCUGCUGCCGCUCCACCCAGGACUCCAGCAGAAUUGCUGUCACACAGCCCCGAGGCCUCGGCGUCCUGGGCCCCCAGAAGUGGCCUGCUGGCCAGAAACUGCCUCCUCCCAGCUCUCCAGCAAAGGAAGUCUGCACUGUGACCCUCCCACCUCCUGUGUGUCGAACUCCCCCACGUAUGUGCGUCACAUCCCCCGUCCACACUGCUCCCCUCUCCGUCUCUUCCCAGCUCCCUGACUCUCAGGGUGAAAGAAGCCCCCAGGAUCAUCUUGUUCUCCUUCUCCCCACCCAGAACUGAGGCUUGAACGUGUCCUGCGAGGUUCCUGCCACACAUUCUCCACCUUGUUGCAUACCUCCUGAGGUGGAGAGCUCACUACCUCCUGAGGCACCCUCCUGCCUCUGGACUGCUCUGACUUUGGCAUCGCCAGAUAGAAGAGGCUCCUGUUUGUGGUUCUGUCCACACUUCCAUUUGGCCCCUCCUUUCUGGAGUGUUCAGGUCACACGACAACUCCCGCCAGCCUCCUUGUGUGCAGGCUGAAGAACCCUUGGGCAUCUCAGCCAUUCCUGCUGUCAGUUUCCUGUCCUUUCACUGUCCACAGGACAUUUGAGUGUUGCCUCCAGGCUCGGGCAGAAAUUUCCCCAUAGACUCAGAGGCUGUCAUCCACGCAAUGUCCCAAACAUACAAGCUUCACACUCUAGACCACCCUGAUGAUUAGGGGGUUGUGCUGACACAGAGGUUUGGUCUGUGCCCAGUGGGAGAGGGCCGUGGAACCCUUACUAGUGAUGUCUGAUGGGCACCUUGAAUUUGGUUAAUGAUGUCUGGCAGGCCCCUUGAAUUUGAUUAGUGAUGUUUGCCAUGGGCAUGGGGGGAAACAGCACAGCACCUGCUGUCCCUCUUCAGAUCCUAGAACUCAUUCCGUCUCCCCCUGCCCCAUAUCCAGCCUCCUGUCAAGCUUUCCAGCCAGCUGAAAGAGUUGCAAUCUAGAAACCAGGGCUCCCUGCCUGUUCCCUGCCCCUCAUCAGAUGUAGCCAGCCCUGGCAUCACCAUAAAUGAUGCUGUGUGUUCCCUAGAGGCUGCACCCCCAGGAUCCAUGGGACCUGCCCGUGGAGCUUCUGGGAAAGGCAAAUGGCUGCUGCGCGGUGGACCCCAAACCUCGCCCCACCCCAGCCAGGCAGGACUACAGCCCAGCUGCAGUCAGGGGUACCAGAAAGGUGCCAGGAGAGGCCACUGUGUCUGCACUGUGGAGAGCCAGUCUCCAGAAGGGGCACGUUAGAGAGGGCGAGGGCAGAGGAUCUGCACCCUCCUGGGAGCCCCGCUGGUAUCUAGCCUCACGCUAUGCCCCUCUCCACCUGUGCCCAGGGUUCCAGGCCAGAUCCCCCAACCAGCUGAGCCCCCAACUCCCUCAUCCCUCUCAGUGGGUCACGCAUCAAAAGUCUAUUUUGAAAUCUGUAAAUGUCCCUAGCAGCAGACAGCAGAGAUAAUUUAUCAUGGUUUUCUCCUGUGCAAGCCCCCCUUUUAUAUUCUAUAU